Phyllostomus discolor (pale spear-nosed bat) is the source of this 5954-nucleotide messenger RNA. It is a transcript of the gene B3GAT1, whose product is annotated as beta-1,3-glucuronyltransferase 1. The record is from RefSeq and is a predicted model, not a curated record. Bases 456 to 1694 code for a protein of 412 amino acids. Gene Ontology annotation, cellular component: Golgi membrane. Lineage: Eukaryota; Metazoa; Chordata; Mammalia; Chiroptera; Phyllostomidae. The transcript is spliced from 8 exons. Gene Ontology annotation, molecular function: galactosylgalactosylxylosylprotein 3-beta-glucuronosyltransferase activity. Gene Ontology annotation, biological process: chondroitin sulfate proteoglycan biosynthetic process; carbohydrate metabolic process.
GAGCCUCGACCGCACCGGCGCAGCCGCGGCCGCGGAGGGGACUCGGAGCCGGCCCGGUCCGCUUGGCUCUGGCUGCGCGUCCCGGCCCUCUGUGCCUUCCUCCCAGUGCCUCCCCUCCCGGUCCCCGCCCCCCACGGUCCUCCCCGCGCCUCCCGCGCGCUCCCAGGCUCCGUCCGCCGCCUCGCUGAGCCUAGGAGGAGCCGGGCCGGGUAGCCGGACGGGGCCGGCAGGCGUUCGGGCGCUCGGAUCCCGCGGCUAUGAAGUGUCCCUCCUGGUCUCGGAGCCCGAGAUCCCCCGGGGAGGGAGGUGCAAGCGGCCCGGGGCAGCAACCUGGGGGCCCCGGGGCCGGGGUGUAGGGGCCGCCGCCCGAAUGAACCUCGCCGGGGACGAUCGGGACUCACAGCCUCAGGCACUUGGACUCAGCUAAAUUUUAAAGCCAGGUGGUGGUGGUUAGAAUGACUAUUCUAUCUCAUACUAGUGAAUCUUUUGAGUGCUAUGUGCCAGGCCUCAUGUUAGAUAUUUCCCAUGGAUUCCCUCAUAUGAUCCCCCCAAAAGCUGGUGUGUGCUUUGCAGGGUUCCUGACUGUGCACAAAAACAGCCACCCCUUCUCACACUCUGGCCGGGCUGGACUCUGCAAACCUGCUUCCGCAAUGGGUAAUGAGGAGCUGUGGGCCCAGCCAGCCUUGGAGAUGCCAAAACGACGGGACAUCCUUGCAAUCGUCCUCAUCGUGCUGCCCUGGACACUGCUUGUCACCGUGUGGCACCAGAGCACCAUCGCACCUCUGCUUACUGCACACAAGGAUGAAGGCAGUGACCCCAGGCGUGCUGCCCCGCCAGGCGUGGACCCCAGGGAAUACUGCAUGUCCGACCGUGACAUUGUGGAAGUGGUACGCACCGAGUAUGUGUACACGCGGCCCCCACCCUGGUCCGACACACUGCCCACCAUCCAUGUGGUGACGCCCACCUACAGCCGCCCAGUGCAGAAGGCGGAGCUGACGCGUCUGGCCAACACACUGCUGCAUGUGCCCAACCUGCACUGGCUGGUAGUGGAGGACGCACCCCGCCGCACCCAGCUGACAGCGCGCCUGCUGCGUGACACUGGCCUCAACUACACACAUCUGCACGUGGAGACACCCCGCAACUACAAGCUGCGUGGCGAUGCCCGCGACCCACGCAUCCCUCGCGGCACCAUGCAGCGCAAUCUGGCGCUGCGCUGGCUGCGCGAGACCUUUCCCCGAAACUCCAGCCAGCCUGGGGUGGUGUACUUCGCUGACGACGACAACACCUACAGUUUGGAGCUCUUUGAGGAGAUGCGCAGCACCAGGAGGGUGUCCGUGUGGCCGGUCGCCUUCGUCGGCGGCCUUCGUUACGAGGCCCCACGGGUCAACGGGGCAGGGAAGGUGGUCGGCUGGAAGACAGUGUUUGACCCCCACCGACCGUUUGCAAUAGACAUGGCUGGAUUUGCGGUCAACCUGCGGCUCAUUCUACAGCGAAGCCAGGCCUACUUCAAGCUGCGUGGCGUGAAAGGAGGCUAUCAGGAAAGCAGCCUCCUCCGAGAGCUUGUCACCCUUAAUGACCUGGAGCCCAAGGCAGCCAACUGCACCAAGAUCCUAGUGUGGCACACGCGGACAGAGAAGCCAGUGCUGGUGAAUGAGGGGAAGAAAGGCUUCACUGACCCCACUGUGGAGAUCUGAGCCUGGGAUACAGGAGCCUCUUCUCAGACCCGGCUCCUGGCCUUCCAUCCUCUCCCUAUGGCUGAUGGCCCCUCCAAGGCAAACUCCAAAGGAAUGGCCAGCACCCUAUUUUCUAUGCCGGGGCUUCAGAGAGAGCCCAGCCUAAUGCCAGGACAAAGGACGGAGAACUUAAAGCACAGAAAUCCCAGGCAUGCUGUUCUCUCCCAUCCAGCGUGCCCAGGGCCCAGCUGCUAGCCCCGCCCCCAGGCCAGCAUGCUGGUGCCCCAGCACAUCUCCCCAGAGCUUCCUGCAUCAACAGGCCUGCAACAGCAGAUGCACGGGGCUCACCCAAGACCCAGAGUUAUGCUAGCCUGGGAGGGAGAUGAAAAGAUUCGGCAGUCAAGUGGAGGGUACGCCCCCCCAACACUCCAGCUCCCUGCUCCUGGAUCCCCGCGUCUAGCACGGCCUCACAGGGCAGCCAGCCAGAGAAUUCUGAAGACCAGAGAGCAGGCCCUGCCUGGGUAUCGGGAGCCUGUCCCCUCCUCGGAGAGCUGCUCCCAAGUACACGUGCCUCCGUGGCUUUCCUCUCGUUCCUGUUCUGUCUUUGAUCCCAACAGGCGACCAGCUCUGUGUGAGGGGAGCCUGGGCCUGCCAACAGGCUCCCUCUGUACCUCAGGCUGUGGUGGGAGAAGAGCCCCUUCCUCCAGCCCAUGCCCCUCAAGCCUGCUCCUUGCAGCACAGAGAAGCAGGUCGGCCCUCGAGCCAGCACAGGUCACGCACUGACCUGGACUAAGACCACGUGGGCCCCUGUCCCCACACUGCCACCCCCACUGCCCACUGGGCUGCAGGGCCCUUGCCUGGGCCAGGACGGGGAGGGCAGGAGCCCUCUUCCUGAAGCCCCUGAGAACCACAGACCUCAGUGGCCCAAGUGAGCAGGGGUAUAAGAGGCAGAAAGAGGAGGGAGGCCAAAGCAAGUCCAAGACUCCUGCCCCUGGUGGGGGGACAGGGGGAUUUUGCACUGGCCAAGGGAUUGAUGGAAAAAAAGCAGAGAUCAUCUGGACACUGAGCGGAAAGGAGACCUGAGCACACGCUACUUUGGAGAGCACUCUAUUUUAAACACUAAAUGGGAAAGAGAAUUUCACUUCUCCCUAAGUGGGGAGCGUGCAGAGCGAGCCCGCCUCAGGUCCAGCUGCACCCCUUCCUCCCAAAAGAACAGUGCAUGUGCCGGCCACUCCCUUCCACAGGGAGGAGAGGGUAUCCACUUCCCCAGGCCACCGCAGAGGCCCUUGGCUUUCCGACUGGAGACAGGGCCCUCUGGUGGCUGUCUCAAUCAUGCUCCUGAAAGUUGGAAGCACAAUUUGCCUCCCACAUGGAGGGAAAGGGAAGGCUUGAGCCUACUGAAGGUGUUUAUUUUUAACUGCUAACAGCACCCACUUCAUUUAAACUUACAGGACCAGUCUGAAGACCACUGAGAACCCACUCCUGGGUGGGUGGGGGAUAGGACUUAGUCCAGAAACCUGAACAUUCAAAAAGUAGCAUCGGCUGCCUGUUUUGAGACGGACUGAACUCUCCACAGUAGUCAUGAACCCUUCUGCUGGGAUCAUAUCCCUGACACCCCUGAGCCACCUUGCAGGACACUCCCUAGCCUCUUCCAUUUCCAGUGUUGCUUUGGAAAUCCAGCCCUCAGAAUCAAGCGGUGUGGCAUGGGAGAGAAGGGAGGAGGCGGGCCCGAACAACCACCCUGUGAGUGAAAUCAGGCCCAAGCUCCACAGCCUCUUCACUGAACCCAGCCCUGAAUGCCCAGGUGAGCUUGGCUGCUCUUAGGCAAACUUCUCAGCCAGUGUGGGGUGACAGCAGAGGGUACCCAGGGCUCAUAUUCAGGAAAUUGAUAAUGAACAAAAUGAGGGAUUUCCUCUAUUAAUUUGGGGCGGGGGGCAGAUGCUAGUUGUUUUUGCCCAAUAUCUCUUUCUACCUGCAUGCAUAUUUAUUUAUAGUUAUAACCCUGGUAGAUGGCAGCUCUCACCUUUGCUGGGAAUGAGUGUGUUAAAAAUCAGAAGUGGGUCAGUGACAGCCACUCAUUUUCCGAGUUCAGUCUGUUCCCUGCGCACCACGUGGAGGAGUGAAGCGGGGGGCUGGGCGUCUCACACAGAGACGGGGGCAGGUGGAGCCAUGUAGCUGCACCAUCUGGUCUGUUUUAAUUUAACUGUAUUUAAUUUGGUCUCAAAAUUAAAAGUCAAAUAUGGUUUUUAACAAUCCUAAUCUUCCUCAUCCCUGCUUCAUUUUAUUCCCUUUUAUUGCUUUAACCCUCCACUAAACACUUAUCUGUCAGAUGCCCCUGGGAACAGGCUUUAUUCUGGGAGCCAGCACGCAGCAGUGGAAACCCGAAGCACUGGUCUUCAUGGAGCUCACCUUCUCCUGAGAGGAUGUGGAUGGACAACAAUCUGUAGUGUGUCCGCUGUGAUCUGGUCCAGGGACAAGAAUGAGGCUCGAGGGGACGGGGGACGCAGAGUGAAGCUGUGGAGAGGACCUGGCCCCAGCCUGCACAGGGCCCUCAGAAAGGCCUCCCUGAUAAGGUGACACAGAAUGGCAGCACCAGACAUGCUGUUAUCUGGGCCAGAGCACCCCAGAGAGCAGAACUCUCUGCCUGGUAGGAAGGUGCUUGGCAUGUGUGAAAACCAGCAAAACUGCCAGUGUGACUGCAGCUGACUGGGGAGGGCGAAUGGUCAGUGGGAGGACAUGGGAGGGACGUGGGAGGAGGGGAGGCACAGAAUGUGCUGGCUAGUGCUGGGAACCAGGAUAAAGUUGUGGCUUCUGUGAGUGAAAAGGGAAGCUGCUGGAGAGUUUGGAGCAGAGGAGGGACAAGAUCUAACGCCUUUUAGAAGAAUUCCUCCACUUUUGGUGCUGACAGUAAACAGAGAGAAGGCGAAGGCAGGCUGGGCAACGGACUUUGCACUAAGCAGGCACAAGAUGACAGUGAGCUGAAGGAAAGUGCUAGCUUUGGGGCAGAGCAUGGCUGAGCUCUACAUGUGUUUAAGAGGAGUAGCCAAUCUGAGGAGAGGCUGGAGGGACAGCUGCCAGGGUCCCUGUGCUGAGUCCCUCUCCCACACCACCCACAGAUGCCUUCUUUCCUGGGUCAAGUACUCCCAUCCAUAAUGCAUCAGACUAGGACAGUGAACUAGCCCCAUCCCCUGACCCUGUGGGGCCCCACCCUAUUGAACUCAUGUCCUGUGGAGGAGUCUCUUGGAUGUGGCCAGCCUGGUUCCUGGGGCACAUUCUCAGGGAGGUCCAGACACAGACCCGGGGGGCAGAAAUGACAGGGAAAGACUGAGCUGUGUGGCUUAGGACAGGGGCCAUUUCUCUCUUGCUCACCCAACUGGUGCAGAGCCCUCCCUUCACAUGGCCAAAUCUUCAUCUGUUUCAGCCUGAUGAACUCUGUUAGCAUCACCCUGAUGUUUUCCUGAGACCCCAUCCCACCACACAGGUGCAUAGGUGCCAGACAGGUGGCAGAUGGCCUUGGUGAGCUCUGAGACAUUGCUGAGUAGCCUCAGACUCAGCACUGGUACCAAGUGUGAAUCUGUAUCAACCUGGUGAACACCUUUCGCCCCCUACAUGGUGACCCACUGAGAACCUAACCUCACGCAACUCACUGCCAAGGGCUCAGUGACUGUGCCUAACAGGCAGCUGAUUGGUGACCUGCCCUGGGCUCAGUGCUGGUGGAAGCCGGUCUUGGUGUGCAGCAUGGCUCCUCCCACAAUCACUCAGGCCCAGCAGAGGCAACCACAAACUGUGGAUUGCUUUGUAGCUCCAAACAGGUGGCCCAAGGCUGGUCAUAGGCAGCACCUGAUGGAGUCUCUCCCAAGAGGCCCCAGAAUGAACACACUUGGUGACAGGCUUAGGCCCACACCAGAGAAUGACCCCAUUAGCUCCACAAGCAGAACACCCCCCUGCUGGGGGUCUCAGCAGGCACCAGACCCCACUGGGGUGAAUUUUGCCUCAUGGUGCCAGCCCCACACAGCAGCUCACAUGCUGUGGUUGAGUCAGUCCUCACACUCAGUCCCAUGCAUGGAUGCACCAACAGAAAUCAAGACAAAAUGACAACGAGGCGGGGCUCACAUAACCCACAAAAGGGACAUUCCUGGAGCACGUUGCUCAGGUGAUGGGGGAGAUUGUGCCACUGAGCCCAAGAAGACAGCCACUACAUAAGGCCACCACACCAAGACUGGGAGACAUAGAAGAUCUACCUAAUACCAGAAACAGGUACAGAAAGUCAGCCAAAAUAGG